AUGUUGCACGUUGCCCGUACCGUUGGCGGUACGGUGUUCACGCGUCGUUUUGUGAACCGUGCUGUUACUUUUACGUUAGGUUUUAUAACGUCUUAUGCGUUUACUAAUCCUGAUUUGGAGCGUGUUUGGGAGGUUCAUCCAGCAUUUACGCAGCGUGAUUAUGCAUUUAUAACAUUUUAUGAAGUUUCUGAUGCACAUUGUGCUGAGUUUGAGAAUAACAUUAAAUGUCUGACACGUUAUCUUCAGACCCAGGAAGGUUAUGGAAGUACUAAGCUUGUACGUCUUGAUAACAAGAGUUCUGGAGGUCCUCUCGACCGUUAUCGUUACGUAGGGAUACAGACGUGGUACAGUCCAGAGGUUAUGAAGAAGGCUACUAGUGUUUCCUUUUCUCAGCGUAUGAUAGGAAAAUUACCUUUAGUUUCACCUUUUAAGAGUGUGAUGUACAAGAUUGUUGUUGAUGACCGGGACUUUGUUCCUAGUGUGUGA
Molecule: messenger RNA, 486 nt
Organism: Babesia sp. Xinjiang
Lineage: Eukaryota; Apicomplexa; Aconoidasida; Piroplasmida; Babesiidae
Exons: 2
Coding region: 1-486 (161 amino acids)
Source: RefSeq, a predicted model, not a curated record